UAAAAAACCUAGCCACCCGCCGCCGAGCGCCCCGUCCCCCUCGCUCGUCUUCCUCGACUGACUCGAGUAAAGCAAGCGCCGCCGCCGCCGGUUGAUCUCCCCUCCGUCUCUCUCGCUCCCAACCUCCCAUCACCCCACAAACCGAUUUUUCUCCCCGUUUCAUCUCCUUGAUCCCCCCCAAAUUCGUAACCACGGCAAAAAAUCAUACCUUGCCCUGCUGGUUCCUCCGCCGGCCGCUGCGUGCGUGCGUGUGUGUGCCGACCGAGGCUGAGGCGGCGCCAUGAGGUUGGAGAAGUGCUGGUUCUGCUCCUCCACCGUCUACCCGGGCCACGGCAUCCAGUUCGUCCGCAACGACGCCAAGGUCUUUCGCUUUUGCCGAUCAAAAUGCCACAAGAAUUUCAAGAUGAAGAGGAAUCCUCGCAAGGUUAAAUGGACGAAAGCAUACAGGCGCUUACGUGGCAAGGACAUGACACAGGAUUCCACGUUUGAGUUCGAGAGGAAGAGGAACAGACCAGAACGCUACGACCGCAAUGUCACUGAACAGACUCUCAAGGCUAUCCCGCUUAUUACAAAGAUUAGACAUGAACGGCAGAAGACGCAUAUUACGGAUAGGCAGAAACAGGGUAAGAGCAAGCAACGGCAGAAGGAUGCUAAGGAGGUGGAGCAGGAUAUUGGUAUGCUUCCCAAGAAGCUUCAAGAAACAAAGCUCAAGGUCGAAGUUUCUCAGCAGCAGACCGAAGACAAUCUUAUGGAGGAGUAAGGCAGAACCGUUUUGCCUGUGUGUUCAUGUGGUCCUUUCCCUGCAGCACUUUGUGUUUCGUCAGACUUAUCAUGUAAAAUCUGCUUUCAGACAGAGUGCAAGCAAAGUUUCGCAUGCUAUAUAAUCAUGUAGACGAUGGUCGAAGUUGUUUUCUUAUUGUUGUGAUCGUGAAAUUAACUUAGUCACUGUUGAGGUGUAUCAGCUAGUGUUGGUAAAAAAAUAUCCCAGCUUUGUCUGGAAGUUGUGUAGAAUCUUUGUUUGCUGUCUCGGUGUCAAAAUUCUAUGGUUGUUAUAAGUUUCAA
Messenger RNA from Brachypodium distachyon (stiff brome), 1062 nucleotides. Its product is annotated as probable ribosome biogenesis protein RLP24. The coding region runs from base 281 to 760 and encodes 159 amino acids. Gene Ontology annotation, cellular component: nucleolus. The record is from RefSeq and is a predicted model, not a curated record. NCBI's taxonomy places the organism in Eukaryota, Viridiplantae, Streptophyta, Magnoliopsida, Poales, Poaceae. The transcript is spliced from 4 exons. Gene Ontology annotation, biological process: ribosomal large subunit biogenesis.